Molecule: messenger RNA, 5201 nt
Organism: Rhododendron vialii
Lineage: Eukaryota; Viridiplantae; Streptophyta; Magnoliopsida; Ericales; Ericaceae
Product: pentatricopeptide repeat-containing protein At1g71460, chloroplastic
Exons: 2
Coding region: 597-2660 (687 amino acids)
Biological process (GO): RNA modification
Molecular function (GO): RNA binding; protein binding
Source: RefSeq, a predicted model, not a curated record
CCAAACUCUAUCUCCUUCAUUCUCCACUCUCCCCACCAACGACCUCCAUCGCCAUCCACACCACCGACCUCCAUCUGCACUACCCACCGCCACCACACUCAGUCACCUCUAUCAUCUCAUCUUUCAACCCAUUCAGAAACUCUAGUUUAUCUCUCAAGGUAAGUUUUUUUUCCUCGGCUAAGACGUUAGAAGGUUGAAAGGGCAAAUUGGAAAAGACUUGAAUACUUCGAGAAAAUAGCACCCGACAAGAAUGAUCAUUCUGUUUAUUCUCCAAGAAGAAGACAGCUCGUAUGUUCUUACUGCACGUAUGCCAAAAUGAAGUUUUGAGUAGUGUUUUGUAUUAUACUACUUGGCUCUAUUUUGUUGCUUGUUCCAUGCCUGUUUAAGUGGUUCUGUUUUCUUUCUUGAUUUUUAGCGCAUGAAUAAGAAUGCAUGGGCUUACUUGACUGUCAUUGACUAUCUUGUAUGGGUGAAAAAUUGAGAAGGGGCGACAAUCCUUCUCUGAUCUAUGAGAAGGGUGGAAAAUUCUUGCUUGAAACUUUCACAAUUGUUGCAUCACUUGUAUUUCCCUUUGCAACUUAAUUGACGAAAACCCAAUGGAUGGGCUAACCAGUUUCACUCCCCUUCCUGCUAAAACUCGCUUCAAACCCCCUCCACCUCUCCUCCAUCUUCACUCCUUCCCCACACAUUCUCCCCAAAUACCCAACAAAUACCAUUACAACAACAAUGGAAAACAGUACAAGUUUCCACCCAUAAGAGAAAACAAACCCACAUUCAAGGAAUCAGAUGCAUUCCCAUCGUCCCUACCACUCCACGCCAGAAACCCAACUGCCAUUUACAGAGACCUUAAAAGACUAGCAGAGGAAAACAAGCUGAAUGACGCCCUGUCAAUCUUGAAAUACUUGGACAGUAAAGGCGUGCCCGUUAACCCCACCACGUUCUCUUCCCUCAUCGCCGCUUCUGUCCGUUCCAAGUCUUUAACCUUUGGUAGAAUGAUUCACACGUAUAUCAGGAUUAACGGGCUUGAAAAGAACGAGUUUUUAUGCACCAAGCUUGUUAACAUGUACACGUCUUGUGGGUCUGUUGAGGAUGCGAACAAGGUGUUCGAUGAAAUGCCUAGCUCGAGCGUGUACCCAUGGAAUGCGUUGCUUAGGGGUAAUGUGGUUCAUGGGAAGAAGCAGUAUGGUGAGGUACUGCAUACGUUUUCGAAGAUGCGGAAGUUGGGUAUUGAGUUGAAUGUGUAUAGCUUUUCUUGUUUGAUGAAGAGUUUCGCAGGUGCUUCCGCAGUUGGGCAAGGUUUAAAGGCUCAUGCCCUUUUGGUAAAGAAUGGGUUGUUGGAGAGUUCCAUCCUUCAGACGUGUUUGAUUGAUGUGUACUUUAAGUGUGGGAAGAUAAAGCUUGCGCGGCGCAUGUUUGAGGAGAUUGUGGAGAGGGAUAUUGUUGUGUGGGGGACAAUGAUUGCGGGUUUCGCUCAUAAUAGGCUGCAGAGGGAAGCGAUAGAGUACGUGAGGUGGAUGUGUCUGGAAGGGUUGGAUCCGAAUUCGGUUAUACUGACUACAAUUCUUCCCGUGAUUGGGGAAGUGGGGGCUUGGGAACUUGGCAGGGAAGUUCAUGCUUAUGUUCUCAAGACUAAGAGCUAUUCAAAGCAGUUGUUUAUUCAAUCUGCUUUGAUUGACAUGUACUGCAAGUGUGGGGACUUGGUUUCGGGGAGGCAGGUUUUCUAUGGCUCAAUGGAGAGGAAUGCUGUUUCAUGGACUGCAUUGAUGGCCGGUUACGCCUCAAAUGGGAGGCUUGAACAGGCUUUAAGGUCCAUUGUCUGGAUGCAGCAAGAAGGAUUCAAGCCUGAUAUUGUCACAUUUGCGACUGUACUUCCUGUUUGUGCAAAAUUGAAGGCUUUGAGGCAAGGGAAGGAGAUUCAUAGUUUUGUUUUGAAGAAUGGUUUUCUCCCCUACAUAUCCGUGGUUACUUCCCUUAUGAUGAUGUACUCAAAAUGCGGUGUCUUGGAAUAUUCUUCUAGACUAUUUCAAGGCACGGAGAAGAAAAACGUGAUUGCCUGGACGGCCAUGAUCGAUUCCCAUGUAGAAAGUGGGCACCCGGAGGAAGCACUCAAUGUGUUUCGGUCUAUGCAGUUGUCAAAGCACCGCCCUGACUCUGUUGCAAUCUCAAGGAUGUUGAGUGUUUGUGGGAAACUUAGAGUAAUGAAACUAGGGAAGGAAAUUCAUGGACAGGUGUUGAAGAAAGAUUUAGGCUCAAUCCCAUUUGUGUCUUCUGAAAUUGUGAAGAUGUAUGGUGUUUGUGGAGCAAAUGACAAAGCAAAAUUGUUUUUUGAUGCAAUCCCUGUCAAGGGAGUAAUGACAUGGACAUCCCUUAUAGAGGCUUAUGGAUAUAACUACCGUUUCGAAGAGGCAAUGAGUGUUUUUAAAGCGAUGAGGUCCGGUGGUUUCUCUCCGAAUCAUCAUACUUUCAAAGCACUUCUAUGCAUUUGUGAGAGAGCUGGAUUUGCAGAUGAAGCUUGCCACAUCUUCAAGUUAAUGACUCGAAGAUAUGAUGUUAAACCAUCUGAAGAUCAUUACUCAAGCAUCAUCGGACUGCUCAACCGUGUGGGUCGCAUUGAGGAAGCUCAAAGAUAUGCUCAGUUGAGAUCAUCAAUGUCAUCGUGAAAAGAAGGUAUUCUGGUCAUUGUGCAUUGAACUUGAGAACUUGAGCAAUCGGUCAUUGCUCUGGUGAUGUAUAGGGACAAUCUAAGCCAUAAGUCCUUUUUCUGUGAAGGAUCUUCUCUUUGUAGAAAAUACUAGGAUGAUUCUGAAAAUUUUCUGAGAAAUGUUGUAUGAAACUAUCAUUAACUCAGUUAGAUACGAUACGAAUCAUGCAGCCAACUAGAAGAUAUGUUGAAACCAAGUGUCCACAAUCAGUUAGAAAAAAUUGAAUUUUUUUUGGGUCCCUUUCUUUGAUGAAAAUACGAUCCAUUACGGUCCACAAUAAGUUAGAAAAAAACAAAACGGUCUACUAAGCUAGGAAAGGAAUGGUCAAUGCAUUUCUUUUUGUGGCUAUGCUUAUGUUCCGAUAAAAAUUGCUUUAUCGAAUAGAUAUUGAAAUGAUUUGGUAUUCACUUACAUCUCUUCAUCACAUUGAGGGGAGUGUUCGAUAUACAUUGCUGGACUCAUUUCCUAUUAGUGCAAUUAGUGAUCAAACUUUUAAUUGCAGAGUCUUCCUUACAAUAUGCAUUCUAUUUCUUUCCCCAUUUCAGAGCUCUAUGCAUUAUCCACUAAAACAAAUUCUUCGCCUUCAUGCUCUCAUGUUUCCAUAUCAAUUAGCUAUCUAAAUAAGAGUGUGAAUGGUAUUAGCAUUAUCACGACUCUGUUACUAGAGGUGCUGGUCAAUGACUCUGAGAUUGCAUGACGCAUUCAAGUAUUAUCUUGUAAUUCAUUCUAGGAAAUCCAAAUUUGAUAUUGGCUUUGGUGGCAAACAAGUCUGAAUUGGAAACAGAAAGAGAGGUGGAUUCUGAGGUAAGGGGUGCAUCACAUGAGAUUAAUAGCAAAAAAAUUCAUCUUGAGAAUGUUUCAGCUCUUGUGGUACACAGGUUAAGACAUAGAAGUAAACCCCCCACUCGACAUUCUUUUUUGUUGAUGUGUGCUAUUUUUGCUUGAGAGAUGCUUUUAUUGGUGUCCCUCACUGUAAGUGACCUGCUCUGCCCUUCUUUAUGGUUCUUCUUUGAUACCUUCUUGUUCUUGUGGGGAUGGAUGCGAGACAAAAUGCCUAUUUCACAAAUCUUUUACAGGAUGGUGCGAUCCUUGAAGAUCAUCUUUCAAAGGAUUGGGUGUGAAAUGGUAAAUAUUAGUUCGUGGCUUGGUGUUCUUGUAAUAUUUGGUUUAUUACUGAGAACCUUCUUCUUCUGUUUUUUUUUAAAAUAACUAUGGGUUGUUUCUAUUGGUUUGUGCUGUAAAUGAUGGGGAGUUUUCCUUCUUUCAAGUUGCACACCUUGUUUCUAUGGUAUGCAUUUGCAGCAGAUGAUGGGGAUGGGGAUUUCUCUUCUCAACUUGGAAGAGAAUAGAAUUUCUACUGCUGUUGCUAUUAUGGAUGUGCAUUUAUAGGAGUGAAUUUCUACCUUUUAAUGCUGCAACGGAGGUGUUUCAAUAUCAAAAGUAGGCUACUUUUGUCCAUGGCCAAUUUUGUGCCUUGGCCUUUUUUUUUUUUUUUAAACUGCAAAAAGCAAAUUUUAUUAAUACCCAAAGAACAGUACAAAAAUGGGAGAGGGAAAGCGUCUUCACAACGAGCGAGUGACAUCCCAACUAUGUUGGCACCCCAUACGAUUGACAAUCAUAUGCCAACCCAACACCCAAAAGAAUAUACACCCAUAUACGGUUGGCAAGGUUCCAACCGUAUAGAUCAUACAUCACAACAGAUUACAAGGGAAAUUAGUUACACCAUUACAGAUCAAAACACCAAUACAAGACAACAACAGAAUAAUUGCACAGGUGCAUAACUGUGAUUACAUAGGUGAUUUGUGGCUCCAAAACUGAAAGCUCUGCAUUUAUCAACCAUCAGCAUCCAAUUCCUCUGAGAAGAUGUGAACCAGGAAAAGAAGGUGGCUGGUAUUCCUUCAAAUGAAGCAGCAAAAACUGGAAGCAGCAGAAUUCCAGGAAAAGGAGGCCAAAUGACUGUGUUUCCUCCAAGAAAAGGCAGCAUCAGAUCCCAAAUGCAUUUCAAGACCAAGGUGAAUUCCCUCAUAAGUGGAGCUGGAAUAUCUGAAAGGCCCAGAAAUGAGCCUCAACCAUGAAAGAAACAGCUCAAAAAGCUGAAAUGAACCCAGAGUAUAGGCAUCAUGACAGCAACAAUACCGAAAUGCAGCAGACCACCCAACAAGGUGCAGGUACAGACUGAAUCCCAAACCCAGCCAGACCCCAAAAAAGAGGGAGACAACAGACCCCAAAAAGCCAUCUGAUAAUCACCCCAAGCUCAAAAACCAACCCCAGAACAACCACCCAGCGUGCUUCCCAGCCCAACCCAAGAAUAAAAGACCAAUAACCAAGAAUUUUCUGCUGCUACAUUAGUUUCUUCACAGGGGGAUAAUGUCAACAUUAGUAUUAACUCCUGUAUUGUUGUGGGCUUUUCAUAAUAAAACUGCUGCUGCUACUUUUAUAAUGGGGCGUUCUGUUUUUUGGGAGUCUUGUUUUUGGCAAGCCAAAGAAACCAAAAACAAA